Molecule: messenger RNA, 978 nt
Organism: Eriocheir sinensis (Chinese mitten crab)
Lineage: Eukaryota; Metazoa; Arthropoda; Malacostraca; Decapoda; Varunidae
Exons: 2
Coding region: 358-792 (144 amino acids)
Source: RefSeq, a predicted model, not a curated record
UUCCUAGCGACGCACGUAAGCACUCACACGAGACCCGAGCCACGAAGCGGAUCAUCGCCACCUCGCUCCUGCUCAGCCGUCGUCCUGGUGGCCCUUGAAACUGCCCCGGUAACACAUCGACGCCAAAUAUAAUAUCAUAGGUGAAUACUGGUGAUUAUAGUAAGGCGUGUCAGCUGCCCGGCCCCUUGCGCAGUGCUGGGGUGCAAAGUCAGGAUCCACGGCAUCAGGAGGAGCUAGCUUCUGUGACUCAAGAAGGGAGCGGCACAUCCGCCCGGCUUCUUUCUCCGCCAAGCCUUCACGUCGGCCAAUUAUCUUCAAAACACGCCCCACCCGCCCUCAAUCCAAAGCCUUACAAUCAUGGAGGCACAAUCUUGCAACAACCAUGGUGCUUAUACCCAAGCCCAGCAGUCCCUGAUGUUGUGGUUGACGGUGGCGGUGGCAGGGGUGGGGGCGGUGCUCAUGCUGGUGCUGGUGGCGAUGCUGACGAGGAUGAAGAGGGUGAUGAAAGGGCUGGGGCAAGGGAUGACCAAAGAAGAAGAGAACAUCUACGAUGAGAUACAAAUCGGCCCGAAGAGAGUGGACACUCUGGCCGGCAAAGGCAACCCAGCCCCGGGAAAAAAUCCCCCCAGAAAAGAAAUCGCCCUAAAGAUGGUGGACGAAAACUUGUACGAAGAAUGCUACCUCGACCCGAAGAAAACUCCCCAAGGCGAAAAACUCGGCCAGAUGACAGUGGACGAAAACAUUUAUGACGACUGUUACCUCGCCCCGAAAAAAGCUCCCCUCAAAAUAUAGAUCGGAAAAUAGAUCGGCAGAAAUUAGUUUACACAUAUGACGGUUAACAAGUACAACAUCCUUGACGGUCAUGUGGUGAGUGGCAGUGUUAAAAAUUGGCUUACACAUACAAUGGGAGCCAAGUGGAACAUCCUAAACUAACGGGCCUGUGGUGAGUGCCAGUAUUAUAUAUAUAUAUAUAUAUAU